UUCUGCGUUCUAUCAUUUCACGAUGGUCAACUAUUAGCCGUCAGAUCCAAAGCCUCGCAUCGUAACGGUAACAACAUCCACUUCAACCGAACAGCCGACCACUCUGAAUCCUAACCCUUCACUCGUCAAAGUUCCUCUCUUCUGCAUCUCCCGAGCAAGAAAGCCCGACCUCACCUCCUCCCUUCUUCCCCGAGAUGCGAUUGUAGAUUGCUUAUACGGGAGAGAGCAUUAAAAAGAUGCAGAAAUUGGGUGAUUUUAAACUGCCCCAGUUCUUCAAUUAUCCGCCAUAUUUCACUUUGCAGCCAGUGAGGGACACUCGAGAGAAACAGGUACAACUUUGGAAGGAGCUGAUACUUGAUUAUUGUAGGACCCAAAAUAUAUUUAUGAUUGGACUGGAAGAAGACUUCCCUCUGUUCACAAAUUCUGUGAUUGAAAGGUCUCUUAGUCACGAAGCUAGGGAGGCAUUCCUCUCAGGCUUAGUUUCAGAUGGCCGUGCAGAAUGGAUGGAUAAAGGUCAUAGAAAAUGUCUUAUCCUUUGGCAUCGGAUUCAAGAUUGGGCUGAAUUGAUUUUAAGCUUUGUAAAAGAAAAUGGAUUGGAGGACAGUGUGAUGACAGUUGAGGAAAUACGUUCAGGGACUGAAUCCCGAGGAACAGAGCUUCAUGGGAUGGACCGGACAGUUCUAAUGCGAGCUCUGAAACUGCUAGAACACAAGGGGAAGCUUGCAAUCUUCAAGGGAACUUCAGCUGACGAUGAAGGCGUGAAAUUCUCUUUAUAGUAUUUAUACAGUCUUCAAAUAGGUUCUCGUUCGUGUACCGUGAUCCAAGGCCGCGGACCUCACCACAGGAACUUGAUGAAUCUACCUAAUUUAUUGAAUUAUACAACACAUUGAUUUACCUUUUGUUUGAUAGAUGAGAUUGUUUCAUACCAUCAAAUUUUUUUCAUCAUUGUGAUUUUGAUUCAUUAGUGAAAGGUUGACCUUGAUAUAUAUAAUCUCUAACAAGUCAGCAUGUGUUUGGUUGA
Cornus florida is the source of this 1021-nucleotide messenger RNA. RefSeq names its product vacuolar protein sorting-associated protein 25. The record is from RefSeq and is a predicted model, not a curated record. The transcript has 7 exons. Gene Ontology annotation, molecular function: protein homodimerization activity; structural molecule activity. Bases 237 to 776 code for a protein of 179 amino acids. Gene Ontology annotation, biological process: protein transport to vacuole involved in ubiquitin-dependent protein catabolic process via the multivesicular body sorting pathway. Lineage: Eukaryota; Viridiplantae; Streptophyta; Magnoliopsida; Cornales; Cornaceae. Gene Ontology annotation, cellular component: ESCRT II complex.